AUGACGCGUGUGAAACGAGUGGAGCUUAGACUCAGCAUCUUGUUAAGUACCCUAGCAUUUCCUUUCACUCACACAAACAACACACUUAUGGCGUCUCGGAGAGUCUUAUCAUCGCUUCUCCGUUCAUCUUCGGGCAGAUCUGCUGCCAAAUUCGGAAGCCGAAACACUAGGCUUUCAUCUCCUUCCCCCGCUCGCUGCGCUGCUCCUUUUGGGGAUCUCCUCGGUCGAGUCGCCGAAUAUUCGACCUCUUCACCGGCAAGCUCAGCUGCGCCAUCGUCUUCUCCUGCUCAGGAUGAGGCGAAGAAGACUUAUGAUUACGGCGGUAAAGGUGCGAUCGGGAAGGUUUGCCAGGUCAUUGGUGCCAUUGUCGAUGUGAGAUUCGAGGAUCAGGAGGGAUUACCUCCGAUCAUGACAUCUCUCGAGGUCCAGGAUCACCCAACGAGGCUGGUGCUUGAGGUGUCUCAUCACUUGGGUCAGAAUGUCGUCAGGACCAUUGCUAUGGAUGGUACCGAAGGUCUCGUUCGUGGGCGACGCGUUCUCAACACCGGCGCUCCAAUCACUAUCCUUCUAUCUGAGUGGUUGAUCCGGAAUCAGAGAGUCAUUAGGUCUCACGUUGCCAUUACUAGGUCUAGAUCUGUGAAUUCGUUGAUAGUCUUUGGCCCUCAUCUCGUCCCUGUUGGAAGAGCUACCCUUGGACGUAUCAUGAAUGUUCUUGGAGAACCCAUCGACGAGAGAGGCCCAAUUACCACCGACCAUUACCUACCGAUUCACAGAGACGCUCCGGCUUUAGUUGAUCUUGCCACCGGUCAGGAGAUCCUGGCUACUGGUAUUAAGGUUGUUGAUCUGCUUGCUCCUUACCAAAGAGGAGGAAAGAUUGGGCUUUUUGGCGGUGCUGGUGUCGGGAAAACUGUGCUUAUUAUGGAGCUUAUCAACAAUGUCGCCAAAGCUCAUGGUGGUUUCUCUGUGUUUGCUGGAGUGGGAGAACGAACCCGUGAAGGCAAUGACUUGUACAGAGAAAUGAUUGAGAGUGGUGUCAUCAAGCUAGGCGAGAAGCAGUCUGAGAGCAAAUGUGCUCUUGUGUAUGGACAAAUGAACGAGCCCCCGGGUGCCCGUGCUCGUGUUGGACUUACUGGUUUGACCGUUGCUGAGUAUUUCCGUGAUGCCGAAGGCCAAGAUGUGUUGCUUUUCAUCGACAACAUUUUCCGUUUCACCCAGGCCAACUCUGAAGUGUCUGCUUUGCUUGGACGUAUCCCCUCUGCUGUGGGUUACCAGCCAACUCUGGCCUCUGAUCUUGGUGCUCUUCAAGAGCGAAUCACAACCACCAAGAAAGGUUCCAUCACCUCAGUCCAGGCCAUCUAUGUCCCUGCUGAUGAUUUGACAGAUCCUGCUCCAGCCACAACUUUCGCUCACUUGGAUGCCACAACCGUGCUUUCAAGACAGAUCUCCGAGCUUGGUAUCUAUCCUGCUGUGGACCCUCUGGAUUCAACAUCCCGUAUGCUCUCGCCUCACAUUCUGGGUGAGGAGCACUACAACACGGCUCGUGGUGUGCAGAAAGUGCUACAGAACUACAAGAAUUUGCAAGAUAUUAUCGCCAUUUUGGGAAUGGAUGAGCUAAGUGAAGAUGACAAGCUGACUGUUGCCCGUGCUCGUAAGAUCCAGAGAUUCUUGAGUCAGCCAUUCCAUGUCGCUGAGAUCUUCACGGGUGCCCCUGGAAAAUACGUAGACCUUAAAGAAAACAUCAACAGUUUCCAGGGCUUGCUCGAUGGUAAGUACGAUGAUCUUCCUGAACAAUCGUUUUACAUGGUUGGUGGUAUCGACGAGGUGGUUGCAAAGGCAGAGAAGAUCUCAAAGGAAUCAGCAGCUUAAGUGCUUGAUUCAUCUCUUUCGGAUGCUUAAUACUUCGCGUCUUCUUUUGUUGACAAUAACGAAAAAAAAACACAAAAGCAAUGCUUUAGGUGCUGCUGCUAAUGCAUUGUUAUUCCCAUCAUUGUGAGCGAGAAAUAGUACGGAGAAAACAGAUUCAUUUUGAGUUUUUGACUUGGAAUAAAGGAGACAGGUGUUCAUGUUUUCAAUCUCUCCACAAUUGUAAUGAAAUUUUCGUGUUCCAAGAAAAGUUAUUUUACAGGUCUCAAAGUUAUAGGCUGUUUUAUUCUUACCGAUGCAGUACUAUAAGUUUCUUUCUAUAGAGUUGAUUUCGAUGUGCAAUCUCCUCACUCAAGAAUUAAACAGAACAAAUGCGUAUAAAGUAUGUGUUGAUGUCUUGAUUCUCUGCACAUUUUGUAUUGAAGUUUUCGUAUUGUAAGUCUUUUUUUAUCGGC
Molecule: messenger RNA, 2318 nt
Organism: Thlaspi arvense
Lineage: Eukaryota; Viridiplantae; Streptophyta; Magnoliopsida; Brassicales; Brassicaceae
Source: the annotation of a GenBank genome assembly